Molecule: messenger RNA, 2948 nt
Organism: Pteronotus mesoamericanus
Lineage: Eukaryota; Metazoa; Chordata; Mammalia; Chiroptera; Mormoopidae
Gene: MBOAT1
Product: membrane bound O-acyltransferase domain containing 1
Exons: 13
Coding region: 200-1678 (492 amino acids)
Biological process (GO): lipid modification
Cellular component (GO): membrane
Molecular function (GO): acyltransferase activity
Source: RefSeq, a predicted model, not a curated record
CGCCCUAGCCACGGCGCCAACACUAAGUUUGCGCUUCGGGAGUUGGCGUUCGAUCGUGUCCCUCGGCCUCACCGCUUGGUCCCCGCGAGCCAGGCGGUCUCUUGCCCCUCGGGCGGCCACCCACGAACACUCGGGCAGGAGGACGCGGAGUAGGGUGGCGCUUGCCGGGGCUGGGGCAGCCGCCUCCCGAAGAUGCGGGAUGGCAGCCGAGCCGCCGUCCAGCCUCUCCUACCGCACCACGGGCUCCACCUGCCUGCACCCGCUCAGCCAGCUCCUGGGCAUCCCGUUGGACCAGGUGAAUUUCGUGGCCUGCCAGCUCGUUGCUUUAUGUGCUGCUUUCUGGUUUCGCAUCUACUUAAGUCCUGGUAAAACUAGUCCCGUGGCCCGGCACACGUUUGCCACCAUUUUUGGCAUCUAUUUUGUCAUCUUUUGUUUUGGCUGGUACUCUGCGCAUCUGUUUGUGCUGGUGUUAACGUGCUAUGGAAUCAUGGUCACUGCAAGUGUAUCCAAUAUUCACAGAUACUCCUUUUUUGUAGCAAUGGGAUACUUGACGAUAUGCCACAUCAGCAGAAUAUACAUCUUCCACUAUGGGAUUCUCACUACGGAUUUUUCUGGGCCUCUGAUGAUUGUCACUCAGAAGAUCACAAGCUUGGCAUUCCAAGUUCAUGAUGGUCUCGGUCGAAGAGCUGAAGACCUAUCCGCCGAGCAACAUCGACUUGCUAUAAAAGUAAAACCCUCUUUUUUGGAAUACUUAAGCUACCUUCUCAACUUCAUGAGUGUCAUAGCUGGACCUUGUAAUAAUUUCAAGGACUAUAUAGCCUUCAUUGAGGGGAGACAUAUACACAUGAAGUUGCUGGAAGUGAACUGGAAGGAAAAAAGUUGCCACGGCCUGCCAGAACCUUCUCCCACUGGAGCUGUGAUACGCAAGUUGUGCAUGACCCUGGUGUCUCUCCUUUUGUUUUUGAUGCUCACGAAGACCUUCCCUGUCACCUCCCUGGUCGAUGACUGGUUUGUUCAUAAAGCGAACUUUCUGACUCGACUGUGCUACUUAUACAUUGUCAUGCAAGCCUCAAAGCCCAAGUAUUACUUUGCCUGGACGUUAGCUGAUGCAGUGAAUAAUGCAGCUGGCUUUGGGUUCAGCGGAGUGGAUGAGAAUGGAAAUUUCUCUUGGGAUCUGCUUUCUAACCUAAACAUCUGGAAAAUUGAGACUGCUACAAGUUUCAAAAUGUACCUAGGAAACUGGAAUAUUCAGACAGCUACUUGGCUAAAGCGAGUGUGCUACGAGCGAGCCCCCUGGUACCCCACAGUGUUUACCUUCAUCCUGUCUGCCCUGUGGCACGGUGUCUACCCUGGGUACUAUUUCACCUUCUUAACUGGAAUCCUUGUCACAGUAGCAGCCAGAACGGUGAGGAACAACUAUAGACAUUACUUCAUUUCUUCAAGAGCCGUCAAGGUCCUUUAUGACGUGGCCACGUGGGCUGCCACUCAGCUGGCCGUCUCAUACACAGUGGCACCCUUUGUUAUGCUGGCAGUUGAACCAACCAUUAGUUUGUACAAGUCCAUGUACUUUUAUUUACACAUCGUAAGUCUCCUGAUAAUACUAUUUCUGCCAAUCAGACCACAAUCUCCUAUUCAACAGCAGCCUCAGAACUCUGUUAAUAAGAGAAAAACAGAUUGAUGUCUCCAAGAAAAGCUGGAUACGGAAAACUGCAAAACAUUGAAAAGAGGAGAUGAAAAGGCUCAAGUGUUCUUCAGUGACUUUAGAGGCAAUGUUUACAUGCAUUUUUUAAAAAUAAAAGUGCAGGGAGUAUUUUUAUAAAGCCUUUUUGUACAAGUAAAUCAGCCAUGUCCAGUUGAUCUGUUUUAAUGUUUUAUAGGACAUUGGAGUGGUGUGGAGUUGUGUGGAGAAUCUGCUAGAGUUGCAGAAACAGUCCAUCUGGGCUGCUGGGUCUUUGCCUUUCUGGCAUGGUUUCCAGCCACUGAAAUGUGGAUGUUGAGACCCAGACAUCUGCUCCAGAAGUUAGAUGGUGAUUGCUGAGGAGAUUUGUCAUAGGUUUCUUAAACUAGACCAUAUCCACAUAUGGUUGUUCCUUGGGAAGCCCCAAAUCCUUUGACUUGUGACAUUACUUUUUUGAAUGCAAUAACUCUAUCAGAAGACCCCAGAGGAGUAGGGUCGUGAGGGAUGUUUUUCAGGGUACUGAACACCAUGCGAGCCAGGAGGACGAACCGUGAACACUUGAAUGGACUGAAAGUCAGCCAUGCCCUACAGUAGGCUGCAUUUUUUUUCCAGGAUGCAUCUCUUCCCUUUUUUUCUUCUGAACUGAGCCAAGACUGUAAAUCAGAAAGUCUCCUGUAGAUAUUCAGCAGGAGUCUAGGAGGGGCUGCUGUUUUCCAGAUGUUUUUCCAUUUCACAUGCGCCAUCUGCUUGCCCAGGGAUGGCCCUGAGGAAACACCCUAGAGGUCACACCAUCGCAGACAGAAGAAUGUCUUCUAAAGAAAUAAUUUUAAAGGAAAAUAAUUCAAAGUUACAUAGAAAAGUUGAUAAGAUAUUUUGCUCUUUUUCUCCCCUCAUUUCAUAGAGGUGUUAAUAUUCAUGGCCACGAUGGGCUGACAUUUAUUUUUCCAGUCUCAGAGCUGAUUACAUCUGACUUUCUAUUAGUUGAACUAUCAUAUUGAAAAGCAAAAACUGAAAGACGGUUUUCUAUCUUUUUUAUGAACAUGCUGUGGCUCCUUCUGGGGACUUCUAUUGUGUAACACUCUACACGGAAGAGGGAAACAUGGUAUUAAGUGUUGUGGAAAAUAAUAAUAAUAAUAAUAAUAAUAAUAAUAAAUUAUAUGCUACAAUGGUGUGCCCUCAAUCACAUGCCUUGGGUGAAGCAAAUUUGUUCAAACCAGAUGUUUAAAAGUUAGUUUCUUACUGAAUAAAAACUGUUUCUAUGUAAAAGAAA